Molecule: messenger RNA, 3885 nt
Organism: Lolium rigidum
Lineage: Eukaryota; Viridiplantae; Streptophyta; Magnoliopsida; Poales; Poaceae
Product: putative disease resistance protein RGA3
Exons: 3
Coding region: 29-3766 (1245 amino acids)
Biological process (GO): defense response to fungus
Molecular function (GO): protein binding; ADP binding
Source: RefSeq, a predicted model, not a curated record
AGGAGCGUACCACCCACUCGCAGCAGCAAUGGCCGCAGCCGUCGUCGUCGGGGGCAUGGUCGCCUCGGGUGUCAUCAAGGUGGUGAUCAAAGAGAUCGGUUCUGCCAUUAAAGGCAAGUUCAAGCUGCACAAGAACUUGAGGAAGGAUAUGGAGAAGAUGAAGAUAACACUUGAGUCGGUGGAAGCCGUACUCAGCGAGGCCGAAAGGCGUUCUAUCACGGACAAACCUACGCGCCUGUGGCUGAAGCGGCUCAAGGACGCCUUGUAUGAGAUCUCAGACAUGCUUGAUGACUUCGAAGCUGACAGCAACCUGUUGGAAGGUGUCGUCAAGAAGUUUAAGAUGCCAAGUAAGAUGAAAGAGAUGCAGCAGAGGCUACAGAAGAUAUCAGAAGACCACACGAAAUAUAGUGUUCCGGCAGAUGCUCGCAGCGACAAGCAGCCCGUUCAUGAUAUCCGGGAAACACUAGCAGAUGCAGAAGAAACAGAUCCCAUUGGGAGGACUGAUGACAAACAGAAGAUCAUGGGUCGUCUAUCUAAGGGCAUCCCUGCAAAGACCACCUUCCUUUCCAUAUGGGGCUUUGGAGGCAUCGGAAAGACCACCUUGGCAAGAUUGGUUUACAAGGAUCCCCAGUUCGAAGAGUACUCUAAGGUGUGGGUCUAUGUGUCCCAGAAACUUGACUUGAAAAAAAUUGGAAAUUCUGUAAUAUCACAAUUAUCAGAAAAGGAAGAGCAUAGCAAGAUAGACGAGCUGAAGAUCAUUCAUGAUCGUCUUGGAAAGCUACUUGCUGGUAAUAAGAAGAUUCUGAUCAUUUUGGAUGACCUGUGGGAGAGGCGUACUUCUGAACUUGAAAAAUUGAAGGUUAUGCUAAAGCAGGCUGAGGGGAGCAAGGUGAUGGUUGUGGUAACCACACGUGAAGAAAGCAUAGCAAAAGAAAUUGGUAGUGUUGAUCCAUACUGCUUAGCUCCUUUGACAUAUGAAAUGUGCUGGGAUAUUAUUAAACAAAAAUGCAACUUUGAAGCUCAUCCUUGCAAAGAGCGUUUGGAGACGAUUGGAAAGGAAAUUGCAAAAAAGUGUGGAGGUGUGCCUUUAGCUGCUCAAUCACUUGGACACAUGUUAAAAUCGAAGCCAUAUGAUGUGUGGGAUUCAGUCAGGUCCAAUCAUAUCUGGAAUCUACCUCAUGCCAGAAAUACAUCGUCUACACAUGAAGUUCUUGCAUCCUUGUUGUUGAGCUACAACUUCAUAGAUAAUCCAUCCUUGAAGUUAUGCUUUGCUUAUUGUGCAAUCUUUCCAAAAGGCUACAAUAUAAUUAAACAUGAUCUAAUUCAUCAAUGGAUUGCUCUUGGAUUCAUGGAGCCAUAUAAUGAUAUAUUAUCUACCUGGCAACUCGGUGAGAGUUAUGUUAGGCAGCUACUGGAGAUGUCAUUUCUUCAACACUACAAGACCGUUGCCGAACGUUCCUACGCAAGGGAAGAUGCUACAUUAUUCACCAUGCAUGACCUGGUGCAUGACCUCGCAAGAUCAGUUAUGGCUGACGAAUUUUACUUGAAGGGGCCCAACUGCCGCUAUGCAUAUCUUACAGAUUGUACCAAGCCAUUGAAGUCAUCAGCUACUUCACCUGCAAAGAUAAAGGCGCUGCAUAUUGUGGACCAUCCUGAUGGUAGAUUGAAAGAAAAUCAGUUCCAUGCUAAUGCAUAUUCACAAGCUAGGCACCUCCAUGUCUUAAUCUUAGAUGUAAGCCCGUACUCUUUAAGGGUGUUGCCAGAUUCUAUUGGUAAGCUUAAGCAGUUGAGGUAUCUUAGUGUUCCACAUAUCAAUGGUGGAACGGAUCUGAGGUGUAUCGCCCAACUCACAAAAUUGAAUUAUCUCAACCUUUGUGGCUCUACACAUCUCUUGGGAUUGCCUGAGUCAAUUAGUGAAAUGAAAGGUCUGAUGCAUCUUGACUUAUCGCAUUGCCGAAAUCUAAAAAAACUGCCAUUGUCAUUUGGCACACUAAGAGAGCUGGUAUAUCUGGACUUAUCACACUGUGGUGGUGUUUUAGGAAUAACGGAAGCUUUGGGUGGCCUUACCAAGCUCCAGCAUUUGGAAUUAUCGGAGUGUGAAAAUCUGAGAGGGCUACCAGAAGUCAUCAGCAGUCUCACUGAACUCCGGUAUUUGAAUCUAACAAGAUGCGUGCAUUAUAUCUUUGACCGCUCAUCAGCAAAUCAAACAGAAAGUUUCAUUCAUUGUAUAUGCACACUUCCCAAUAUGCAGCAGCUGGACUUGUCUCACAAUGAAUAUCAUCUUAGAAUACCAGGAAGUGCCCAGCGCCUCAGGAAGCUGGACCUCCGUGGGUGCAAUAACGUUAGUGGGCUUCCAAAAUAUGCGGCUAAAAUGAAUGGAAUCAUCGCGGAGCAGCUGCACCGUUUACCACUUUUUUCUGUAUAUGCAUAUGGCACUGAAUGUUGGAGCAACCUAUACUUGCUUGAGCCUACAAAUCCUGACAGGCUGCAUAUCGAGAUGCUUGAAAAUGUGCAGUGCACAGAAGAGGCAAACAGUAUAAAUCUCAGUAAAAAACAGAAAAUUAGAAAAUUGACAUUAGAGUGGACCAGCGAUGCUAACAGAUGUGUGGAAGACAUGGAGUUGCUGAGGGAGCUAGUGCCACCAACCAGUUUAAUGGAGUUUAUGAUAGAUGGUUACAGUAGUAUAGAUUUUCCGGGGUGGCUCAUGAAUAUUAGCAAUUACCUCCCUAAUCUUGGCAGAAUAGUGAUGUGGGAUUUGCCCAAGUGCACCCAUCUACCACCCCUUGCCCAACUACCAAACCUCCGAGUGCUUACUCUGAAGGGGAUGGAAAACCUGGAAGAAUGGAACACAACAGACUCUACUUCGAGUGGGCCUAUGUUCCCUUCGCUUCAAAAAGUGAAAAUAUGCUAUUGCCCUAAGUUGAGGAUAAAACCACAACUUCCUAGAGCUGCAUCUUGGAAAAUAAGCGGAAGUGGUAAUUUGCUCACGUCAUGGGGGGAGAUCGCAGCACACAUUGGUGCUUCCUCAUCUUCUUCUCCAGUAUGUACUCAUCUGUUAGUUCAGUACACUGAUGUGCCUAUGUUACAGUGGAGUUUGCUUCACCAAGUACCUGCCCUAUGUCAUCUGAGAAUCGAAUUUUGCAGUGAUUUGACGAUCUCACCACAGCUCACCCGGGCCCUCUACUCCCUCAAAUCACUGAAAUUGGCAUUCCAGGAAGGACCCAUGGAAUGGGUAGGCGAGCUCAAGUCUCUUCAGCAUCUGGAAAUACAGUACUACUGGAAGCUACAGGAAUUAUCCGAUAACCUGAGACAACUCACACAACUACAAUCAUUAACUCUGGAAGAAUGUAGUAGUUUGACAUCACUGCCUCUAUGGUUAGGAGAACUUGCCUCUCUCAAGGAACUUACGGUCAGGAGCUGCAAUGCCAUUAUGAUUCUGCCAGAGAGUCUCACCAGUCUCCAAGAGUUAACUCUCUAUGAUUGCGAUGAAAUCAUGACUGUGCCUGAGAGUCUCACAAGUCUCCAACGGUUAUCUAUUAAUAAGUGUCCAAAACUAGAGCAGUGGUGUGAAGAGAACUACAGCCGCUGGAAUAUAUGUGAAGACUACUGUGCAUCCCCAGAUCUCCAGGAAAAUGACGAGGAGAGAUACGACGCCCUAGAACUUGUUCGGACCCUCUCCGCUCCUCCAGUGCUCUCCCAGAGCGAAUUUUUACCAGAUUGGACCACAUGCUCCAGUGUAAUGAUGGAAAGGACCAGCUCAUGGUGAAAUUGGAAAAUGUACCAUGGUGGCAAGGUAGCCAAGUGCCACGUGACACAUGCCACCGUGGACCCAGGCGGCAAGCCCUGCCGCCAUUAUCCCAGUCGGCACGUUGGCGAGAGUUGACA